AUGCGUUAUCCAUUUGCAACAUCGCCUGCGAGAUUUAAAGCUGCUGUAACAUUGGGAAUUAAUUUAACAAAAGAUCGUUUUGUUCAAGCAUGUAUGAGUAUGAGAAAAUUAGGGAGCGGUCAUUCAUUAACAUUUUGGAGUUCCGAUGAAGUUCGUCAACAAAUUGAAACAUUGAAAAAUAAAACACUUCAUAUCAAUCAUAAAAGAAGAAAAGGUGAUGGAAGGAUCACAUUGAUAGACAUUCUUCGAUGGGUUUAUGACAAUACUGAAAAAGCAACUUGGGGUGGAUUACAUUACUGGGCAACGCAAAGUCUGAGUUUUCAACGAAAAGUUUCGGCAUUUCAAUCAAUUGAUUGGAAUAAUAAUCAACAACAAUUCAGUGUUAAGCUGAUGAAAGACUCGGCAAUGGGAUGUUUAGAACCUCAAGUCAUUGAACUUAAACUUAUGUAUGGGGCUGCGAAAACAUUGCAAACCUUGCUUGAAAUACAUGAUCUCAGGUAUCAGCACACUUCUUAUCAAGUAUGUAACGAUAUUCGCGAUGCAGUAUUAAACCGACUCAAAGUUUAUGGCGGAACCAAACAGCGUUUGUCGCAGCUAUUAGAUGGAGAACAACAAAGAGAGUUGGAACAAGAAUUAGAAGAAGAACGACAAAUAGAACUUUCCCCGCCUGUUAAUCCGUGUAAGCCUAUACUGCAUGAAGAAAUAAAGCGUCUAUGUGAUAUGGAUGAUGUUGCAAUGAAUUUAAAACAAUAUCCCCAUAUAUUUCGUCAUUUGCCUUAUGCCUUAACUGGUACAACAUUGUUCAGUGACUGUCAAACCGAUAGUUGGCAGAAAAAUUUGUGGGUUUUGACUGAAUUUCAGCGUGUUAUUUCGACCCAAGGAAAAUCAUUGAAUCCAUUUUUACGUCCACUGCGGUGGAUCUUAAUCUAUCGCAACCAAGAACUAAUAUUGCUCAGUCCUUUUGAAGCUAAUUGGGUAAUGGGUCGUUUAAGUGAACUUCAUCGUAAAGGAAAACUGAUGAAUCCAGUGAGCACGACGUUGCGUUUACUAUUACCCCGUAUGAGACGAAAUCAAUCAAUUUCUAUCAAUACUCCAACUUUUACAGUCUCUCCAUUAGUUGGACUUCUGAGGCAUACUGUAGAGUUUGUCACAUCAAACGAUUGCUUAGUUCAGUUGUUUAUUUUCAAUGAUACUCUCUAUUUUGAAUCGAUUGAUGAACAAACAGCGUACUGCCAAUGUUUAAGUUUAUGUCCAAAACCACGAUCAGAACAAGAAGAAAAAGCUUUUGAACAAGGCUGGAUUGGAACAGAUGAAUUUGUCUGCGAACAUCUACAUCGUAUCCAUUUAAAUAUGAACAAUGUUCGGUUUCGAAAGAAUCUGCUAAAAUUUGUUAAACAAUUAAUCAAAACUCGAAAUAAUAUGCAUGCGCCUAUAUUUUCCGAUGUGGGCAACAUCGUUUUCAAUGCUCGUAAACCUCUUUGA
Messenger RNA from Rotaria sp. Silwood1, 1482 nucleotides. Lineage: Eukaryota; Metazoa; Rotifera; Eurotatoria; Philodinida; Philodinidae. The record is from the annotation of a GenBank genome assembly.